AUGGGAGUCCCAGCACUAUUUAGAUGGCUUGCUGGUAAAUAUCCGAAAAUCGUCGAGAAAGUAAUCGAAGAGCAACCGGUAGAAAUUCAUGGCGUCGAGAUACCUCCGAAUAUCUCAAAGCCAAAUCCUAACGGAGUAGAGUUUGAUAAUUUAUAUUUAGAUAUGAAUGGUAUUAUCCAUCCUUGCUGUCACCCAGAAGAUAAGGCAGCACCUACUACAGAAGAUGAAAUGAUAAUUGAGGUUUUUAAAUAUACCGAGCGGAUUAUAAAUAUGGUUCGACCACGGAAAAUCUUAUAUUUGGCUAUAGAUGGUGUGGCACCUCGUGCAAAGAUGAAUCAACAGCGUUCUCGACGCUUUAGAACUGCAAAAGAAUCUAAAGAAAAACAUGAAGAUGAAACAAAACUAGUAUCUGAGCUUGAAGCUGCUGGAAAAAUUGACACUUUCGUGGAAGUAAAAAAAGAAUGGGACAGUAAUUGUAUUACUCCAGGAACUCCUUUUAUGGCACAUCUUGCUACAUGUUUACGGUAUUGGUUAGCAAACAAGUUGAAUACAGAUCCUGGAUGGAAAAAUUUAAAAGCAAUUCUAUCUGAUGCUAAUGUACCUGGUGAAGGCGAACAUAAAAUAAUGGAAUUUAUUCGUUCACAACGUGCCAGUCCCGAUCAUGAUCCCAAUACUCGUCAUGUUAUUUAUGGUUUGGAUGCAGAUUUGAUCAUGUUGUCAUUGGGCACCCAUGAACCUCAUUUUAAAGUGUUACGUGAAGAUGUUUUCUUCAAAGAAGGACUCAUCAAAGGAUGUUUCAUUUGUGGCCAAUUAGGACAUCAAGCUGUUCAAUGUACAGGAAAAGUCAAAGAGAAACAGGGUGAUUUUGACGAGAAAGCAAAACCCAUCGGCCUCAAACCAUAUGUUUUCUUAGAUGUUCAAAUUCUCCGAGAAUAUUUGGAGAUAGAACUUGAAGUGCCAUCACUUCCUUUCAAACCUGAUUUUGAGAGGACCAUAGACGAUUGGGUGUUCUUGUGUUUCUUUGUUGGCAAUGAUUUCCUUCCUCAUUUACCUUCGCUAGAGAUUAGGGAAGGAGCUAUCGAUACGUUGACUUCGAUAUGGAAAAAAGUGCUUCCGGAAAUGGGUGGUUAUUUGACGAAGAACGGAGAAGUUAAUUUAGAAAGAGCCCAGGUCCUUAUUACACAUCUCGGAUAUAGAGAGGAUCAAAUAUUCCAUGAGAGGCAUGAGAGAGAAGAAAGGCGUGAACAUGCCAAUAAGAGGCGGAAAACUCAAGAAGCGGCCGCCAAGAAUAUUUAUGGACCUCCUGAAGUGGUUCACUCUACUAAAAAAAUAUCCUUUGAAUGUUCAAAAGCGAUUAGUUUAUCAUUUAUCGCACAAUUGCCAGAAUUUAAAUUUUUCAUAAUCUUUAACUUUGAAUACAAUGCAUCUAUGACUCCGUCUGUUCCAAUUGGGAUUCCGAUAUUACCUGUCAAAGGAGUAGACCCGAAUCUCCGUGCACAAACAAAUUCGGACAUUGUUGCCAAUAGGGCGGCUAUACGAAUUGCAAAUAUUCAGGCUGCUGAAUCACUAAAGGCCGAGUUAAAGGGUCAUAAACGAAAGGCUGAUGAAAUGGAAGAGGAGGAAAAAGAGGAAAAAAAGGAGGAAAAAGAGGAGGAAAAAGCGAGUGCAACACAAAAUGAGAUAGAUGCACAAGAUGAAAUCACAGACUCUAUUAGGUUAUGGGAAUCUGGAUAUAAAGAGCGUUAUUAUAAGCUCAAGUUCGGCGUGGAAUUGAGUGAUGUCGAAUUUCGAAAACAAUUGGUUAAGUCUUAUGUCGAAGGACUUUGUUGGGGUGUUCCUUCUUGGAAAUGGUAUUAUCCAUAUCAUUAUGCACCAUUCGCUUCGGACUUUGUAAAUAUUAAAGACAUUAAACUAAGCUUUGAAUUGGGGCAACCAUUCAAGCCAUUCGAACAACUCAUGGGAGUAUUACCAGCUGCAAGUAAAGUGCAUUUACCUGGACCACUGGGUGAUCUAAUGGUCAGUGAAGAAAGCGAAAUCAAAGAUUUCUACCCCGAGGACUUUGAAAUCGACUUGAAUGGCAAAAAGUUUGCAUGGCAAGGCGUGGCGCUCUUGCCGUUCAUUGACGAAGAACGUCUUCUUGCGGCAUUAGAAAAGGUAUACCCUCAAUUGACAGAGGAAGAAACAAUUAGAAACUCGAUAGGAAAUGAAGUUCUAUGUUUUGGAUACCAACAUAAAUUAUAUGAGGAGCUAUGUCUAUUAUACGGGAAGAGGAAAAUAGAAGAGCCGGUACCGCUGAAUCCCAAUCUCAGUGACAAACUAAUCGGGUUCGCAUCGAAAGAUCCUAAUUUUAUACCGGGAAGCACGCUAUAUUCACCACUAAUAGGUCGCGAUGAGCCAGAUAUAGUCAACAAUAAGUCACUAAGUGUUAUAUAUCAUCUUCCGCCAAGAAAUGGACCACAAAAAUCAGUAUUGUUAAAAAAUGUAAAGUUUUCUGGUCGUGUAUUGAGUUUUGAAGAUUUUGAAUUUGUGAGAAGAGGUAAUAGAAGAGGUGGCGGUGGUGGCAGAGGAGAAGAAAGAUAUCAAAACAAUUCACACCAACGGUAUUCACAGCAAUACCAACAGCAACACUCGCAACAAUACUCGCAACAAUACUCGCAGCAAUACUCGCAACAAUAUCCACAGCAAUACUCGCAGCAACAUUAUCAACAAUCUUCGUCUCGUCAUUCAUAUUCUCAUCAGUAUUCACAACAGCAACAUCAACAAGCUUCUCGUCAUCAUAAUUAUCCUUACCCGCCUCCACAUCACCAGCAUUCACGGCAGCAACAACAGCAAUAUCACCAAAAAUCUUCUCAGUAUCCUUAUCCUCAACAAAAAGAUCCGUGGAAAUAA
Messenger RNA from Ambispora gerdemannii, 2889 nucleotides. Lineage: Eukaryota; Fungi; Glomeromycota; Glomeromycetes; Archaeosporales; Ambisporaceae. The record is from the annotation of a GenBank genome assembly.